AUGAACCCAGUGGUUUUGUUGGCAUAUUUAGCCAUUGUUGGCAUUAAUAUCGCUCAGGGUCUCAAUGCUCACUACAAAACAGACGCCGCACUUAUGCGGGAAUGGGAGGCAUUCAAGACUAAACAUGGAAAAAGCUACCAAAAUGAGCAUGAUGAGAAUAACCGACUAAACAUAUUCGUGGAGAAUAAGCGCAUAGUUGAUGAACACAAUGCUCGGGCACAAAAUGGUUUGGUUGGCUAUACUCUGGGCAUCAAUAAGUACAGUGACUUAUCCGCCGAUGAAUUCAACAAACAAAUGAAUGGCUUAAUCGUACCGAAAGGGCCCCUCAAUGGCACCCGAUAUGCCGUACCACACGGUGCUGUUGUUGGCAGUGAAGUUGAUUGGCGCCCACAUGGCCUGGUCACACCUGUUAAGGAUCAGGGUGAAUGCGGUAGCUGUUGGGCAUUUUCAACGACGGGUGCUCUGGAGGGACAGCAUUUCAAGAAAAGCGGACAAUUGGUAUCCCUAUCCGAGCAGAAUCUAGUCGAUUGUGAUCGCUUAUAUAACAAGGGAUGUAAUGGUGGACUACCUAUCUAUGCUUAUGUGUACAUUCAACUUAAUGGUGGAAUCGAUCAGGAAUUAGCCUAUCCUUAUGAGGAACAGGAUAGCGUUUGUCGGUUCAGUCGGGCGGCUGUGGGCGCACAGGUAACCGGUGCCGGUAUCGUACAGGAGGGCGAUGAGGAGCUACUCAAGGCGGCGGUGGCAACGGUGGGGCCAAUAUCGGUGGGCAUAAACGCUAACUAUUUGAAACAGUACGAGGGAGGGGUGUUUGACUUCCCCCUGUGCACGGCUGAUGAGAUCAAUCACGCGGUACUGGUGGUGGGCUACGGCACCGCACCCACCGGUCAGGAGUACUGGCUCGUGAAGAACUCGUGGGGCACUGAAUGGGGUAUAGAUGGCUAUGUUAUGAUGGCACGUAAUAAGGACAACCAGUGCGGUAUAGCAUCCAUGGCUACGUACCCGGUUGUUUAA
Messenger RNA from Oppiella nova, 1011 nucleotides. Lineage: Eukaryota; Metazoa; Arthropoda; Arachnida; Sarcoptiformes; Oppiidae. The record is from the annotation of a GenBank genome assembly.